GAGCACGAAAAAGAGAGAGCACGAAAGGAGAGAGAGCAGGAAAAGAGCGAAAGCACGAAAGGAGCGAGAGCGAGCGCAAGAAAGAAGGAAAUAAAGAGAUUGGUAGAGUGAGGAAGUGCAGAAGACGUAGAGCAGCUGUUUUCUCUGAGCAACAAGCUGCAUUCACUCCGACUGGAGUGAGAGGAGAGAGGAGGAGAAAAAUAGAGGGAGAGAAAGACAAACAGGACGAAGGGACUAUAGAUUGAUAAAGAAGGACGAGGAGAGAGCUUGUGUGAGCGAAUGUGGCACGUGUCAGAGUGUGAAAGAGAGGAGGAGUGAGAAAGAAAGAGAGUGAUAGAAUCAAAGUGACAGACUGAAAGAGACACAGAUUCAACUGUACCGUGUGUGUUAGAAAGGAAAAGAGACAGUGAGAGAGAGAGAGAGAGGGGGAGAGAGAGAGAGAGAGAGAGGGGGAGAGAGAGAGAGAGAGAGAGAGAGAAAGAGAGAGAGAGAGAGAGAAAGAGAGAGAGAGAGAGAGAGAGAGUACAGACAGUUUUUUCUCUUUCUGCUUUGGACCAGUACAGAUGUCAGCGCUUACCUCGCUGCUAAGGCUUAUGGGAUUGCCCAUCGAACACCAGUGGGGGACAUGACAGUCAUGCCCUCACUUUUAACAUUCCUUUAGCCUUUUCAACAACAAAAAAGCGGUGUGGUUGUUGGAGCUCUCCUGAUGUUGGUUGGACUCUGCUCCUCUUGUGGAUCACCACUUGUCAGGCUCCUUUUAGAGGAUUCAGUUGAUUUGAAACUUUGUUCUAACAGGUUGUAUGUCCCUCUUCGGUUCCUCUUGACUGUUAUUGAUUUAUCUCUGGUGAUAUCUUUGUGAGCCAUGAACUAAAGUUCCUGGUAGGUGCAGCUGAAUAGGCACCCAUGAAUCUGUUCUCUCGGACUUAGAUGCCGGCCUCUUCUUUUAAUGUGAUUCCAGCAACGAUGUGGGGGGAUAACUAAGGCUAGGGGCCUCUGCUUCUGUCCUGGGAAGAUGUUCUCCAAGAACCGCUUCAAUGGACAACACGGAACAGCCGUUGCACCCAAAGGGGACAUCAAGGAACGGGUUCGCAAAAAGAGGGCCCCCAACCCCAGGGUAGCGCUUGUCAUUCGGGAGAAGAUCCACCGCCUGCUCCAAGGAUCCGGCCAGGAACUACCCGCCCCAGACCUUUACUAUGCUGGGAUUGAGGAGGAGGGCGGAGGAGAGGGACAGGAGAAGAGAAAGGAGGCCACAAAUAUUUUUGCGAGGUGUGGCCCCAGAGAGGAAGUUUGCUCCUCGAGGAUCCCCAACUGUAAGGCACAUGGAGGGGUGUCUGGGGCUUCCUGCAUUGGGGAGGUGGAGCUGAACAGAGAGGGCUGUGUCAGGAUCCCUUGCACUCUGCAGCACAACAGCAGCAGCCAAUCUCCAGGGAAGCAGAAAUUGAGUAUCCCAGAGGGGAUUAGGACUGUCCCGGAAAAGAGACGAACACCCAAACACCAGAAAUGGAUAAUCCCGGCAGGUAUUCGGACCAUUCCAGAACAGAGAAGAGAAGCCCGACACCAGAACCGGAUUAGCCCAAACAGGAACAGCUCAAGGUUUGCCGCAGUGGCAGGGGCAGCAGGAGGGAAGGCUGACUUCGGUCGGACCCAUGCGGAUCAAAAGAGACCUGUUUCUAUGGGUGACUAUGUGGAUUACAACUUCAACAGAAUACGGCACGAUACUCUGCUGGAGGAGGAUGAGGAAGAAGAAGACAAGGAGGAGGAGGAGGAAGAGGAGGAAGAGGAGUCUAGUGCCAUCAUCGAGCAUAUUUUGAAAGAGCUGAGAGGGAUCAACAAAAUCCAGGAGGAGAUCUCGGACCUGCGAGAUUACCUUUCAUCUGUGCGUGGCUCUGUAGAGGAGGUGUCUUCCUGUGUGGAUGCUGUGCUCCUGGAGAUAGAGGGCAUUCGCUCAGGAAACAAGACUAGUGGCAGACCAGGAGAUGAGGCUUGGUCUGGGGCAGCAGGAGGCAGUGACGGAUCCUCCUUCACCCCUCACCAGAGGCCUGUCAGUGCUUACGGCAGUUUAGGUAGGCAGAUGGUGCCUUCAGAUUCCAAUGUCUGCCGACCGUCCGUCUUCAGCCAACGACACAGCAUCCACGGGACGCCAGUGGAGUUCCACUUGCCAACGUCAGAAGAGAAGUCUACCACAGUCUCGCCAGGCACCGAAUUAGUGGAGCCUGACAGCCAGCAGCAGGAGGAUGAUGAGCUGUUGAAACACAGCCUCCCAGAGCCCACCAUGGUCAGGAAACUGAGCUGUGGCUUCCUGGACCGGCAGGACGACCAGGACUUCCCCAGCACCAGCUCCCUAUCCUCGGGACACAGCAUCAAUUCAGAGUCCGACCUUGAGAGACCCUCAUCCAGCCCCGGUGCAGGGCGUGGUGGUGCUAGAGGUGGUAGUAGGGGUGGUGGGGUGGAGAGCUGGGGUGGUGGUGGCCGACAAAAUGGUGGGACUGGGAAGACUAUAUGGUGUGAAGAACAAUGUUAUUCCAGACAGAGGAGUCUGGAAGAGCAGGAAGGAGAGGGGCCUGCCUGUUUGGAGGGGACAGGGAGCUGGGAUCGGUAUGGGGGCUCAGAGGGGUAUAGUACUGGUACCCUGGGCCAGUCCUCCACAGGAAGCUCCGACCUCCACUCUCUCCACUCCUCUGGACUACACUACAACUCCCCCGCCAGCACUUCCAGUCGUGAGGAGUGGCGCUGCCAUAGACGGAGGCUGCAACAACAGCAUGGGACUCAAGUUCCUACAGACACCCACUCAGAGUACCCCAGCCUGGGAUACGAGGGUGCUGCUGAUUGCUCAUUUCCCCAGAGCUCUGGUUACCACCCAGUGGAAGAACAUACUGAAGAGGUGGAGAGCUAUGGCUACACAGCUCCCCCCACAGAUCUCAGCUACACAACUGACUGCCAAGUAGAUAGUUACCUGGAGAACUAUUCUGGCCAUGAGCACGACAUGACUGAAGAGUUUACAGAGGUGACCUGUACCUGGGCUGUGAACUCCUUACUGAGACACCCCACUGUGGCUGAAACAGACAUGCCAUUGGUCAGUACAGAUGAAGGAGUUAUGCCAGGGCAGCGCCCUAACAGCGCAGAGAUCCAAAACGUUGGUUUUAACGUGAAGCGGAUCGGGCGAGUCGUGCUGGACUUCAGCUCCGCCCUGCGGGAGGCACUACGCAAGUUGGAAGGACCCGGAACUGACAAGAGUCCUGGAGAUGAGACUGAGCCCACAAGCUUUUUGGUGGAGUCUCAAACAAACCUACCCCACGCAGAUAUGUCCCAAACGUCACAAGAGGAUGGGUUGGACCCAGGGGGCUUGGACGACACAGAGAGACUAACCCAGACCUGUGUCCUCUCCUCUGCUCCCUCAGACCCCUGCCCAGGUGAAACCCUGCCAGAGGAGGUCAGCGACGGCCUCCAACAGGCUCAGGAUGACCCUUACGGACCUUCUCUCCUUCCUUACUCCGGACAGGCCGUUUCCCAAACAGGCCUAGACUUUGCUUCACUUGGCCCAGAGCCUAUGUUCUCCCCACCCAAUGCAGAGGCAGAAGAAAAAGGAGACUCUCCUCUGCCUCAGGGCCCAACACACACCCCCACUCGGAACAUCUCUCUAUCGCAAUGCACCACUGUAGAGUCCCUCUCAGUCUCCUUCUCGGCUGAGGAGCCGGCACCCCAGGAGGAGAAGGGAGACGAACCCCCACCCCUGUCGCUGCCACAGCCCGACACAGAAGACCCAGAAGUCCCAGAUACGCCUGCAGCCCCAGAAGGCGAGGCAGCAAGAGAUGCAGCGGGAAAGGCAGAGAGAGCAGAGGAGCACACCCUGGAGAUAAGCCAGAGGGAGGUGCGGAGGCUGAAGUGCCUGAGGACCUUCCAGCAGAUCCUGCGGGAGAAGAGGGAGUCACGGCGCCAGCCUCCCAGCAUGACCAUGUCCACCUUCAAGGAGGACAACCUCAUCCCAGAUGGAAGUCGACAUGACGAUCAGGGCCGAGACAGAGAUGGAGAGCCCAGCAAGCACCCGUGGGCCAAGCCUGCUGGCGCCACGCCCUUUGGGAUCGACAGUAUGCCUGCCCUCCGUAAAAAACAGCCUAUCCCCCUAGUCAGCGAGCUGGUGAGUUCUUUUGACCCCUCAACCCUGCCCUCUUACCUAUUGUCCUUUUGACCUUUCACCCCUGAAUUUACAGUACCUCAGACAAACCUACAAUAACAUCUUUGAAAGUAAAUAAAUAGAUAAAUAAGACAUCUAUUAAGGUAAAGUAAUAUACUACAAAAUAAGCACAAAGCCGUUUACGUUACACGGUAGGGCAUCUUGUAUCAGGUGUUGGUUACGGCAGUAACAGCCGUUUACGUUACACGGUAGGGCAUCUUGUAUCAGGUGUUGGUUACGGCAGGAACAGCCGUUUACGUUACACGGUAGGGCAUCUUGUUUCAGGUGUUGGUUAUGGCAGGAACAGCCUUUUACGUUACACGGUAGGACAUCUUGUAUCAGGUGUUGGUUACGGCAGGAACAGCCGUUUACGUUACACGGUAGGGCAUCUUGUUUCAGGUGUUGGUUACGGCAGGAACAGCCGUUUACUUUACACGGUAGGGCAUCUUGUAUCAGGUGUUGGUUACGGCAGGAACAGCCGUUUACGUUACACGGUAGGGCAUCUUGUUUCAGGUGUUGGUUACGGCAGGAACAGCUUUUUACGUUACACGGUAGGGCAUCUUGUUUCAGGUGUUGGUUACGGCAGGAACAGCCGUUUACGUUACACGGUGGGGCAUCUUGUUUCAGGUGUUGGUUACGGCAGGAACAGCCGUUUACUUUACACGGUAGGGCAUCUUGUUUCAGGUGUUGGUUACGGCAGGAACAGCCGUUUACUUUACACGGUAGGGCAUCUUGUUUCAGGUGUUGGUUACGGCAGGAACAGCCUUUUACGUUACACGGUAGGGCAUCUUGUUUCAGGUGUUGGUUACGGCAGGAACAGCCGUUUACGUUACAUGGUAGGGCAUCUUGUAUCAGGUGUUGGUUACGGCAGGAACAGCCGUUUACGUUACACGGUAGGGCAUCUUGUUUCAGGUGUUGGUUACGGCAGGAACAGCCUUUUACGUUACACGGUAGGGCAUCUUGUUUCAGGUGUUGGUUACGGCAGGAACAGCCGUUUACGUUACACGGUAGGGCAUCUUGUAUCAGGUGUUGGUUACGGCAGGAACAGCCGUUUACGUUACACGG
This is a messenger RNA of Salvelinus fontinalis (brook trout), 5236 nucleotides long. RefSeq lists its product as uncharacterized. The coding region runs from base 1013 to 4186 and encodes 1057 amino acids. Lineage: Eukaryota; Metazoa; Chordata; Actinopteri; Salmoniformes; Salmonidae. The record is from RefSeq and is a predicted model, not a curated record. The transcript has 5 exons.